GGCACUCUGGUCCAAUCAGGGAGGUCCGGCCUUUUCGAGCCCCUCUCCCAUCUCCGCGGCAGAGGGGAGGAGUUUCAACCUUUUAACUCCACCUCGGUCUAUGCGGCGCGGACCAACCCAAACCGGCAGAAAGGGUGGGCGUGGCUUGGGGUCCCCUCCCCCAUCCUGGGGAACACCGUUUGCCUAGGGGAGCUGCCCGCAAGGCCAGGCAACCUCCAGCUGGUCUCUGGUUCGGGCGGGUCCUCUCAGAGGUGGCACAAUGGAGCGCCCUCCUGGAGAGGACUCCAGCCCCAGCCCCUUGGACCAGCCCUCUGCCCCCUCUGACCCCCCUGAGCACCCCCCUGCAGCUCACACGAAACCUGACCCGGGUUCCGGGGGCCAACCUGCCGGCCCGGGAGCGGCGGGCGAGGCCCUAGCGGUGCUGACUUCUUUUGGGCGGCGGUUGUUGGUGCUGGUACCGGUGUACCUGGCCGGGGCAGUGGGACUCAGCCUGGGUUUCGUACUCGUCGGCCUUGCCCUCUACCUGGGCUGGCGCCGGGUCCGCGAGGAGAAGGAGCGGAGCCUUCGAGUAGCGAGGCAGCUACUGGACGACGAGGAGCGGCUCACGGCGAAAACUCUCUAUAUGAGCCAUCGAGAGCUACCUGCCUGGGUCAGCUUCCCAGAUGUGGAAAAGGCUGAAUGGCUAAAUAAGAUUGUGGCCCAGGUCUGGCCCUUCCUGGGCCAGUAUAUGGAGAAGCUUCUGGCAGAAACUGUGGCCCCGGCUGUUCGGGGAUCCAACACCCAUCUGCAGACAUUUACAUUUACAAGAGUGGAACUGGGUGAAAAGCCAUUGCGCAUCAUAGGAGUCAAGGUUCACCCUGGUCAGAGAAAAGAGCAGAUCUUGCUGGACUUGAACAUCAGCUAUGUAGGUGAUGUGCAGAUUGAUGUGGAAGUGAAGAAAUAUUUUUGCAAAGCAGGAGUCAAGGGCAUGCAGCUACACGGCGUCUUACGGGUGAUUCUUGAGCCACUUAUUGGGGACCUUCCUAUCGUGGGGGCUGUGUCGAUGUUCUUUAUCCGACGCCCGACCCUGGACAUCAACUGGACAGGGAUGACUAACCUGCUGGAUAUCCCAGGACUUAGCUCACUCUCUGACACCAUGAUCAUGGACUCCAUCGCUGCCUUCCUAGUGUUGCCCAACCGAUUAUUGGUGCCCCUUGUGCCUAACCUUCAAGAUGUGGCUCAGUUGCGGUCUCCUCUGCCCAGGGGCAUUAUUCGGAUUCACCUGCUGGCUGCUCAAGGGCUGAGUUCCAAGGACAAAUAUGUGAAGGGCCUGAUUGAGGGCAAAUCAGACCCCUAUGCACUUGUGCGCCUGGGCACCCAGACAUUCUGCAGUCGUGUCAUCGAUGAGGAACUCAACCCCCAGUGGAGGGAAACUUAUGAGGUGAUGGUACACGAGGUCCCAGGGCAGGAGAUUGAAGUGGAGGUGUUUGACAAGGAUCCAGACAAAGAUGACUUUCUGGGCAGAAUGAAGCUGGAUGUGGGGAAGGUCUUACAGGCUGGAGUACUGGAUGAUUGGUUCCCUCUCCAAGGUGGGCAAGGCCAAGUUCACUUGAGGCUAGAAUGGCUAUCGCUUUUGUCAGAUGCAGAAAAACUGGAGCAGGUUCUACAGUGGAACCAGGGAGUCUCCUCUCGACCGGAGCCACCAUCAGCUGCCAUCUUAGUUGUCUACCUGGAUCGGGCCCAAGAUCUUCCUCUGAAGAAGGGGAACAAGGAACCCAACCCCAUAGUACAACUGUCAAUUCAGGAUGUGACUCAGGAGAGCAAGGCUGUCUACAGCACCAACUGCCCAGUGUGGGAGGAAGCUUUCCGGUUCUUCCUGCAAGACCCUCGAAGCCAGGAGCUUGAUGUACAAGUGAAGGAUGACUCCAGGGCCCUGACUUUAGGAGCCCUGACCCUGCCUCUGUCUCGCCUGCUGACUGCCCCUGAACUCACCCUGGACCAGUGGUUCCAGCUCAGCUGCUCUGGCCCAAACUCCAGGCUCUACAUGAAACUGGUCAUGAGGAUCUUGUACUUGGAUUCAUCAGAAAUAUGCUUCCCCACUGUGCCUGGUACUCCUGGUGCUGGGGACCUGGACAGUGAGAGCCCCCAGAUGGGCAGCAGUGUGGAUGCCCCACCCCGACCCUGUCACACUACCCCUGACAGCCACUUUGGGACUGAGAAUGUGCUUCGGAUCCAUGUAUUAGAGGCCCAGGACCUGAUUGCCAAAGACCGUUUCUUAGGGGGAUUGGUGAAGGGCAAGUCAGACCCCUAUGUCAAACUAAAGUUGGCAGGACGAAGCUUCCGGAGCCGUGUUGUUCGGGAAGAUCUCAAUCCCCGCUGGAAUGAGGUUUUUGAGGUAAUUGUCACAUCAAUUCCGGGCCAAGAGCUAGAGGUUGAAGUCUUUGACAAGGACUUGGACAAGGAUGACUUUCUGGGCAGGUGUAAAGUGAGUCUCACCAUAGUCUUAAACAGUGGCUUCCUUGAUGAGUGGCUGACCCUUGAAGAUGUCCCAUCUGGCUGCCUGCACUUGCGCCUGGAGCGUCUGACCCCCCGUCCCACUGCUGCUGAAUUAGAGGAGGUGCUGCAGGUGAACAGUUUGAUCCAGACUCAGAAGAGUGCAGAACUGGCAGCAGCCCUGCUGUCUGUCUAUCUGGAGCGGGCAGAGGACCUGCCGCUCCGAAAAGGCACCAAGCCUCCCAGCCCUUACGCUACUCUCACCGUGGGAGAUACUUCUCAUAAAACUAAGACUAUUUCCCAAACUUCAGCCCCUGUCUGGGAUGAGAGUGCUUCCUUUCUCAUCAGAAAACCACAUGCUGAGAGCCUGGAGUUGCAGGUUCGGGGUGAGGGGACUGGUGGACUGGGCUCGUUAGCCCUGCCCCUCUCGGAGCUCCUUGUGGCUGACCAGCUCUAUUUGGACCGCUGGUUUAUGCUCAACAAUGGUCAAGGGCAGGUGCUGCUGAGAGCACAGCUAGGGAUCCUGGUGUCCCAGCACUCAGGAGUGGAAGCUCACAGCCACAGCCAUAGCCACAGCUCCUCGUCUCUGAGUGAAGAACCAGAGGUCUGGGGGGCGCUGUCUGCCGUUACCUCCUCAGCCCCAGAGCUCCGGCAGCGCCUAACACAUGUUGACAGUCCUCUUGAGGUUCCAGCUGGGCCUCUGGGCCAGGUGAAACUGACUGUAUGGUACUACAGUGAAGAACGAAAGCUGGUCAGCAUCGUUCACAGUUGCCGGGCCCUUCGACAAAGUGGACGGGAUCCCCCGGACCCCUAUGUGUCACUGUUGCUACUGCCAGACAAGAAUAGAGGCACCAAGAGGAAGACCUCACAGAAGAAGAGGACCCUAAGUCCUGAAUUCAAUGAACGGUUUGAGUGGGAUCUGCCCCUGGAUGAGGCCCUCAGGCGAAAGCUGGAUGUCUCUGUCAAGUCUAAUUCCUCCUUCAUGUCAAGAGAGCGUGAGCUGCUGGGCAAGGUGCACUUGGACCUUGCUGAGAUAGACCUUUCCCAGGGUGCCGCCCAGUGGUAUGACCUAAUGGAUGACAAGGACAAGGGCAGCUCCUAGGAGCCAGUGAUUCCCAGCCUGACUCUGCUGUGUCAUCUUGCCUUGCCUCUCACUGUGUCACCGCCUCAGGGUGAUGAGCCUAAAGCUAGGGUCUGGGGCAGAGCCUGCACCCUUCAGCCCUUUCACCUUCUAGGCCCAUACUAGGGCCUUUGCCUGACCAAAGAGAAGGACCACAUGUCCCCUUUACUGCACGGCCUUUAUCCUUCCGGGCUCCUGGGGCAGAGACCUGAGCUGGCUGCUUCCUGCUCUGCCUGCACAUUGUUCUCCCUUCCUCCCAACUCCUCAGGGCCUUCGGUACCUGUGCCUGGCCCCUGGCAGCACGAGCAGUGGCAAUAGACUAUGCCAAAUACAGCUUUUGGAAGGAUCUGUAUUCUUUAACUGCAUGGUCACCUUCUUCCCUGCCAUGAGCAGUUAGGGAGGAUAACCAUGUGCGUAGGACGGUGCGUAGGCUAACCCCCCAAGCUGUGAGCCUGUUGGACUACUACAUGUAGCACGUGUACAGCAGCCCGGGCCCCCAUGUCCAGUUCUGUCCCCACUUGCCUCAAGCCUGUCCUGAAAAUUAUAUCUGCUAUGAUGGCUGGGGCCAGCCUCUUGAUUCACUCUGGGAACUGGGGACACUUGAAUUCUACCCAAGCCUCCAAGUAAUGGGAUAUCAGUCUUGGAGCCCCUAGCUGGUGAUGUGCAGAGGGCCUUGGAGGACCCAGGACAGCAGGGCUAAUUUUUUGACCAAGUGCCUAGGCUGUUAACUCACUGACUAGAACUGAAUCUGGUACUCUUAGUGUUGCACCAACUCGGCCAAUCCACUGUAUCUUAUAUUAAACAUUAUACUCAAACCAA
Messenger RNA from Lemur catta (Ring-tailed lemur), 4411 nucleotides. RefSeq names its product extended synaptotagmin 1 (gene ESYT1). The record is from RefSeq and is a predicted model, not a curated record. The coding region runs from base 260 to 3574 and encodes 1104 amino acids. Lineage: Eukaryota; Metazoa; Chordata; Mammalia; Primates; Lemuridae. The transcript has 31 exons. Gene Ontology annotation, molecular function: lipid binding. Gene Ontology annotation, biological process: lipid transport.